This is a messenger RNA of Symbiodinium necroappetens, 1230 nucleotides long. The record is from the annotation of a GenBank genome assembly. Lineage: Eukaryota; Dinophyceae; Suessiales; Symbiodiniaceae.
UUGAUACCGCCGUGCCACUACUUCCAGAUGGGAUGUUGCACGAAAGGUGCAGCUUGCAAGUUUUCUCACAGUCAUGCUGCAUCGCGAUCGAGACAGGAAGACACUUUGCGCAUGGAAGCCUUGCGACUACAGGUGGAGUAUUACCUCAGUGAUGAGAAUUUGUUGACCGACAAUUUCUUCCAGGACUUGAUCCACAGCAGUGAAGGAGGAUGGAUCGCGAUCGAAAGCUUUCUAGGCUGCCCGCGAAUCCACCAGCUGCGGGCCACAGCAACGGAGCUCAUUGCGGCACUGCGGUGGUCCAAGCAGCUUCGGCUGCGGGAGUGGCCACAAGGAAAGGAGGCAGUUUGCCGCACAUCACCACCACCUAAGCCAAAGGUGCAUGCAACUACUGUCCCUGUCCCGGCUGGGGAAGAUACCCUGGAGUUUAGGCCACUGAAAUUGCUCCGGGACUUCACAAAAGGAUGGCAGGCCGUGGUGGAGGAUGUGGAUCGCCGAUCCUUCUGCUUCGUGAAGCGGACGAGUGCGCCUGAAGAUGUGCUGCGACAGGAAUUCGACCUGCUGCUGUCAUCUGGACACUGGCAGACACUGACAAGCAAAACAGGCGCCGUCACGAGAAGCACUGCAUGGUAUGUGUCUCCAGGAUGCUGUUGCCGCUAUGUCUACGGCGACACCGCUGUACUGCCACGAGACAAGCCGCGUUGGCUUGCUGAUGUUGAGGCCAGGGUCCUCGGAGAGCUCUGUGGGCUCAGAGAGGACGAGUGGCCGAACAGUGUAAACAUGAACCUCUAUGAGGACGAGUCGCAAAACGUGGGCUGGCACUCCGAUGACGAGGGUCUCUUCCGCGGUUGUCAGGCAGACUGUCGGAUCAUCUCAGCCUCCUGGGGCGCUUCGCGGAGAUUCGAGGUAGCUGUGAAGGACCGGAACCACGUUUCUGGAAAGCCCAGCGUCUUCUAUGACACGCUCAAUAGUGUUACCCUGAACUCAGGAGAUCUGUGCACCAUGGAGGGGCUUUUCCAAAAGCACUUCUCACAUCAAGUGGCCAAGGGAAACUCUGUGGAGAGUCCGAAGUCAUCAGACUCCACCAAUUCGGAGAGCAUGGCAUCUCCUGAAGAGACAUCACGAUAUAGAUCGGCUCGAAUAAAUCUCACCUGGCGCUACAUAGUCAGUCAUAGAUCAUACUGCCGGCGAUCUCGGCCAGAUGGGGAAAGUCCACGACUCCAGCCGCCUUAA